Messenger RNA from Acanthosepion pharaonis, 777 nucleotides. NCBI's taxonomy places the organism in Eukaryota, Metazoa, Mollusca, Cephalopoda, Sepiida, Sepiidae. The record is from the annotation of a GenBank genome assembly.
AUGUGCAUUCCCAGUCCUCACCCUCUUCCAAUGCCUGGCAUCUUCUUUCUGGUUCAAAGGCUGCCACGAGAUAAGUGUUCUCCUUUCUCUAUUCAUGUUUUUUAUCUUUCUUUAUCUUUCUCGCGUCUUCCUCUCCUUUUUUCUAUCUAUCUGGUACUCGUUUUAUUCCUUCUUUCUAUCCCAUUAAAUAACCCAUUGUGGUUGAUACGCCGUAAAACAAAACAAACCAAACCAAACUUUUUUCUGUCUCCUCUCUCUACUAUUUCUCUUUCUCUUUUUCUCUCUUCUUUCUGUCUUAUUACACUACCUCUUUUCUUUGCCUUCUUUCUUUCUUUUUAUCUCUUCUUUAACGUCUCUUUCUUUUUUCUCUCUCUCUCUCUUGUUUCUUCUUUCAUUUCCACUUGUCAUUUUCUCCUUUUCUUUCAUGUUCUUUCUUUGAAAAAAAAACACUUAGUUCUAUCUCUCUCUCUCUCUCUCUCUCUCUCUUUCUCAUUUUUUCAUUCUUUGCUUUUCCCUCCACCGUUUUUAUUUCUCUUUUUUGACACUUCUUUUCUCAUUCUCGCUUCUUUCUUUCUGUCGUCUUCCUCAUCUCUCUUUCCUCUGAAUUCUCAUUUCACUCUUCUUUCUUUCUCUCUCUCUCUAACUCUUUUUCUCCCCAUCUUCUCUCGUCUCUCUCCCCAACUUUUCUCUCCGUCUUUUCAUUUUAUUUCUUCUGUCUGCCUCUUCCAUUUUUCUUCCUCUUUCCGUGUGUGCGUCCGUGUAUGUGUUAGUGACUGA